GCCCGCCCCCGACGGCCCUGCCUCGACACGCCUGGCCCGGCUCCUGCUCUCUCCUCCCCGAGGCUGUCCCGGUGAAGGGCGCCAUUGAGCAGAGCACAGUAGUUAAACACAUGGAUACUGGAGCCCGGGAUCCUGUCUCCCCUGCUUCUUUACUUCGUGACCUUAAAAACCGUCAUCAUUCGUUUCUGCUGGGAGCACCCCUGGCCGUUCCGUCAUUCCACCAAGCGUGUGAUGGGACAGAGCCCGUCGUGUGGGAGGCCCGGACUCCGCUUGCCCUUUCUCCUGGAGAAGAUUCUGGUUGUAACUGCUCAGCCAGCCUCUCCCCUUCCUGGCUCUCUUACUUACGGCUGGAUCCCAGCGCCCUGGCUGUUCUCAAUCUGAGGGCCGGUCUUCGCGUUCGAAGGGAGGUUAGCAAAGGUCAGAAAGGUCGGAAAGACAGACAGCAUCCACUGAGACUUUCACGUCAGAAAUGGAACCCUUUUCACCCUCUCCCGCUGUCUCCUCCUUGUCCUCAUGCACCUGUCUGGUACGAGGACCUCAGAGAGGCCCCGAGAGUCUCCCAGCCGUUGCCCAGCCCCGCCUCCUGCCUGCGGACGCGCCACCAUCAUAGGAGGGACGCCGGGUGUACCGUGGGGCACCUGGGUUUUGGGUCCAGCUCCGCCACCAUCUCACUGUGUGACAUCAGGCAAAUCCCUCCCCCCCCUCCCACCCCCUCCCUGCCCCGGACCUGGAUUUCCUCAUUACUGAAUGGAAGGGGCUGGAUGGCUGAUGGCCAAGGGCUUUUCUAUCCCAGGCAUCCCAUAGGAUCCCAGGCAGCAGGAGGGCCUGGGGAGACUGGAGAAGGGAGGUUGUCCUGUGGCAGGAUGUGACCCCUACACGCACGUGGUGUGGGCAUAGUUCUGUCGCUGACAGUGAAAGAGAGCACAGGUCACACGCUGAAGGGCACCCCGGCCAGGGCGACACAUCAGCCCACAGAAAUGACAGCCCAGAGAGGAGGAUUAUAAUGGGAGCUGGCAGUUUUGGGGUGAAGGUGAACAACCCUGCAGGGGGAGGGGGAUUUCCCCAU
This is a messenger RNA of Leopardus geoffroyi (Geoffroy's cat), 1066 nucleotides long. RefSeq lists its product as uncharacterized. NCBI's taxonomy places the organism in Eukaryota, Metazoa, Chordata, Mammalia, Carnivora, Felidae. The record is from RefSeq and is a predicted model, not a curated record. The coding region runs from base 111 to 869 and encodes 252 amino acids. The transcript has 5 exons.